This is a messenger RNA of Aureobasidium musti, 1983 nucleotides long. NCBI's taxonomy places the organism in Eukaryota, Fungi, Ascomycota, Dothideomycetes, Dothideales, Saccotheciaceae. The record is from the annotation of a GenBank genome assembly.
AUGAAUGAGGUUUCCAGCGGAGCUUCUCCGAAGCGCUCGUCGUCGACUAAGGAAAGGGUCAAGAGCUUGGGCCGCGGAACCAAAGCGAAGACCAAGAACCUGUUGCAUCUCAAUAAACAUACUUUGACCCCCGAGGAAGAAGCUACUCAGGGCCAAGAAGACGAUCCAUACGACGAAAUCCGCCACGACCCAGCAUUUGAUCCAUCACAACUGGUCUCUCAGAAGCCCAGUCUCUCGACUCGUAUCGCUGGCGGUUUAUCAAAUGGCGUAAAGAUAAUCGUUCACCCUCAAGAUGCUGCANAGAAGCUGGCCGCCUCUAAGGCAGCCAUGAAGGAUCGUCCCUAUCUAUCCGAGGAAGCUGACAAGGAGUUUCUCGAUGCGCACGACAGUCUGUCGAGAGCGAAAACAUCCGCUUCGCGCUCCAAUGCAUCCGCCGACCAUGAAGAGGUCGAUGAUCAGCGUGAACGCGUCAACAGGAUCGAAGGUCUACGACAGAGCAGGAAAGUGGCCUGGACAUCCAGCCGCCACUUCAGACGCGCCAUCGUCUUUCCAAAACGCGAGUUUCCGCCACCGCCAAAGGAGGAUUACACCUAUGUCGAUGCUCAGACAGGCGAGCACCGUGUCAAUUACAUGGCCUGGUUGCAAGCACGCCAACUGAAUAGCAUGCAAAGCUUCGCCACGAAUCAUAUGGGCCAGAUAGAUUAUUCUGGCCAGCCUCCCNUUGACAGAGACGCUUCAUCUCGCUUUGUAGAGCGCAUUCUCAUUGCCUCUGGACCAUGGCAGACGUUCUUCCUCUCACUCCGAAGUCUUUACCUCUGGGAGAACCCCGCCAAAUCGAGAAAGUGGCUGGCCAUCUGGUUGUUCAUUUGGUAUCUCGACUAUUGCGUCACAUUCAUCAUGGUAUACUGCGCCGUUACUGUACUACAAAACAGAUUCCAACGCAAGCAGGUUGAAGAGAUGCGCGAAUCGUAUACGUCUGCACUACAGAAAGGAAGUUCUGCUUACAAGUUCAGUGCUCUUCUUCAGGAACAUGGAGCAGAUUGGAUUGAUCCUGUGAUUGAGAGUGCAGGACCAAAGAUACAGAUGCAAUUAUCUGACUUCGCCGAUACACUGGAGUCAUUGAACAACUUCUACGAUUGGCGCGAUCCGAAGCUCACCUGGGCCACCCUCUUCUUCUUCUUCUCGGCAAUUCUGCUCGGCAUCUUUGCACCCAGCGAAUACUCCAUCAAGAUUGUGAGCAUGUCUUGCAUCAUCAUGUUCUUCGGAUCCCGCUAUGUUGCUCACUACCACCCCGAGUACCGACAUGUCGUCAACGCGUUCAACUACAUCUUCUGGGGUAUUCCUAACGACGCAGACUGGUCAAUGAAGUAUCUCAGGGAGAAGGCUCAAGAGACUAGAGCGGAAUUGAUUGGAAAGAGGGUCCAGGAAGCAUGGGACAAUGAUCUCUCGCACCCAAGAGGAGGCUUGGCCGCUGGCAGCCUUGACAUUCCUACAGUCACCGAAACAAAAUGGCCAGAAGAUGAUCAUUUAUCGGAUAGCGACGAUGACGAUGCUGCAAGCUUCCACACAACAGACUCUUCAACCAGCAUUCUCGGCGGCCUCGACAUCUUGUCGUUCCGGUGUUCCAUGCACAACAUACCUGGCCGUCUGGUCAUCUUCUCGGACGGUCUUCGCUAUCAAAGGACGUCUGGACUCGCAUCGGUAGGCAAAGAAGUCUGGCGACGCUUAUGGUCGGAGCUUGUUGAGUUGGAAAAGAUCGAUCCAAAGACUGCUGGGCUGGUCAAAUCGGAUGGCAUUCGUCUUGCCUUCGCAGAUGGAGUCGAGGUGAAACUCGAGCAUGUCCGUCAGCGCGACAAAGCCUACAACUGCAUAAUCGGAUUCUCCGGUUUGCAGUUCCAGAUUGUCCUCCCUGGAGCCGACACUGGAGCUGACCACGAAACGUUCGGUCAAGACAAUGCAGAAUUUGGUUUCAAAAAGGGUUAG